Molecule: messenger RNA, 807 nt
Organism: Letharia columbiana
Lineage: Eukaryota; Fungi; Ascomycota; Lecanoromycetes; Lecanorales; Parmeliaceae
Exons: 4
Coding region: 1-807 (268 amino acids)
Source: RefSeq, a predicted model, not a curated record
AUGCGUUACUCAUUCGCUCUCGCUGCCUUGAGCGCUGCCUCCGCCGUCAUGGCUGGUAUGGCCAACGAACUCUCGGACGGCCAGGUCCAAGAGCAGGUCUCCGCAUCAUCAGCACCGACUCCGGCUGCUGAGGCCACCGCCUUCAGCACCAUCGUGCCCUUCGUCUCAAGCCCAACCCCAAGUCCCAUCGAGGCUGGUGCAUCUUCUACCUCCUUGGUCAGCCCUCCCGUUAUUGCGACCCCGUCGCCAUCCAGCCCAGUUGUCCCUGUCCCAGGACAGGCUGGCGCGACCGGCUCUCCUAAGGCCCCUGCUCCAGUCGUCCCAGUCCCAGCUGUUUCAAGCUCUCCAGCUGUCGCAGCCGAGGUUGGCGCAUCCGCAUGCCCAACCUGCCCAUCUUGCACCCCAGUCACCAUCUACUCCACCGUCACCGCUACCCCAACCCCCGCAGCAACUGGCUCAACUGGCUCUUCAAGCUCUGGCUCCGGCUCUCCAUCCAGCGGCGAGUCAGGUUCCUCCGGCUCUGCAAGCUCCGGCUCUGGCUCCCCAUCCAACGGCGAGUCUGGUGCAUCUGGAUCCGCCUCGCCAUCCGGCAAGCUUCCCCCGAGCCCAGGCUCCCCUGUCAGCGUUCCCGCUGGUGGAGCUGCUGGUGCCGCUGCCCCCUCUGGAACCGCUGCUGCCUCGACCGGAGCUGUCAAGCCACCAUCCGCGACCGGCUCCCCCAUCGCCUUCAAGGGCGCCGCCAGCACCGUCGGCAGCUCAAUCGCCGUCGCCGGUCUCGCCGCCUUCGCUGCCAUCUUCCUCGCAUAA